Pelobates cultripes (western spadefoot toad) is the source of this 22776-nucleotide messenger RNA. The record is from the annotation of a GenBank genome assembly. NCBI's taxonomy places the organism in Eukaryota, Metazoa, Chordata, Amphibia, Anura, Pelobatidae.
AUGUGCGUGGAGGGGACCGGAAUGCAACGCAAGUAAGACUCACGGUUUAGAAGUCAGGAAGCAAAACCGCAGAUAGGACGGAGGAUUCUGCCGGAGACUGCAGCUGACAGACAGAACGCCUGGACCGGAAGUCAGGCAAACCGGAAGUCGAACAGCAACAAUUGAACUUGAACGUCAGAGGUGAGUAGGGGCUGGGAGUUUAAGUAGGGGACUUACUCCUCCCACAAAUUCAGGUCUAAUGGCCUUUAUAUAUAUAUAUAUAUAUUUUUUUUUUUUUUUCAUGAAUAAAGCUAUAAAAAUACAAUAUUGGAACAAAGUGAUUUAGUGUAAUCACUGUAGCUACUAUUACCAGUGUUUUAGUCACUCUAAAAACACAUACAAACAGGAAAACCACAUCACACAAUAGGUGAGAGCUAACACCCCACACAAUGAACACUACCACUUAAAAUCUUGAAGGUAGUAGAUACUUUCACUUAUGAUCUGCAAUGAAACAUAAAACAUAGACCACAUUGUAGUAUAUUAAAUCCAAAUAUAAUAAAUAAGACCAAAUUGCUCCAACUCACAUGUUGCUGAGCCUAUUAGUUAGCAGGCUCAGACUGUCAGCUCUCUUUACAGGUAUAACCUCUGGAUCUCUGUUCCCAAUAAGAAUUUUCACCAAAUCCUUUUCAUCCACGCUAAAAACAGUUAUAACUUGGUAGUUCAGUUGCAGAUUUGUCCUUGCAACUGUUGUAUUCUGCCUAUGUUUCCAAGUCCUGAAACACAGCUCUAGUUUCAGUCAACGUUGUACACAGGGUGACCAGAUCCACCGUGUUUACAGGGACCCAUCAUUUUGUUAUAUUUAUGAAAACGCAUUAAAAAGGGUCACCCUGCAGUAUGUAUAAUGCAUAUUCUGCAGGACUCUUCAUUGCACCUUUUUCUGAUUUAUACAUACUACAGAGCUACCAUUUCCAUGUGCUGCCCAUCGAUAUGCAUAUUCCAGUGGGUUUUCACACGAUGGGGGAAACUAGUUUGCAUGCGUAUUAGAGAUUCCCCAUAGAAAAGUAUUGAAUCAAUGCUUUCCAAUGAAAAGUUGGAAGACGUUACACAUCCUCAUGCAAAGGAAAACGUUAGAGACCAGGAAGCGCCUCUAGUGGCUGUCUGGUAGAACAUUGCAGUUUCUCUUUUUCUCAAUUCAGUGUUUACAUUGCAGGGUUAAGAGGACAAGGACACUUCACUAAGACAAUGAGAUGAAGUGGUCUCAGUGCCUAUAGUGUCCCUUUAACUCUAACCUUACCUUUCCAUAGUAAGAUUGCUUUGUUUAUCAAUAUCACUUAGUACAGGUAUUUCUUUUACUUUAAGAACCCCCAGUCAAAUUUAGAAUGUGCAUUCGUUUUCGUACAAAUACGAUUUCGUCCAAAAAUUCAGAUUUUUUUCGUAUUCAUUUACUAAAACAUAAACGAAAGCACCCCAUACAAAAUAUAAACGAAAUGAAAGGGCAAAGGCUAAAUGCCUUACCAUUUCAUUUGUUUAAUAGACACCGUGCCGCAGGGGAAUUAAACCCCACAGCACGGAAAUAUAACACUGUGCAUGCGCGACAAAAAAAAACAAGGAAAACACGGAGGGAGCUGGCAGUGCUACCAGUUCCCUCCUUGUAAUAAAUAAUUAUUCCUACCCCCCCCCCACCCCCGCAUUAAAACCUAUGGGGGUCACUUUGACCCCCAUAUAAAAAAAAAAGGGAGGUUAAAUGUCGCCUAAACAGCAAGCAACCAGUAGCUGCUCGCUGUCAUAAAACUAAAUAUAAAUCAGUAUGGGGGUCACUAUGACCAGCGGCAUGUUGCAAGUAGGGGCAUGAUGCCUAAACAAAUUUAAAAGUACUAGUGACUGGGAAACACUAAUAACUAAAAUGUGGGGGGGGGCAUAGUGCCCCCCGCACCCCCACCCAUAACACGUGAGUGGAGGGUAUUAAUAUAAAUGGGGGGACCUAAUGUCCCCCCUGGUCCCCACCCAUGAAUGGUGGGUGGGGACCCUAAUUAAAGGGGGGACCUAAUAUCCCCUCUGGUCCCCGCCCAUGAGAGGCGGGUGGGGACCCUAAUUAAAUAAAUAAUGGGGGGAACCUAAAGUCCCACCAUGGGUGGGGACCCUAAUUAAUUAAAGGGGGACCUAAUACUUGGAAAGUAUUCCAAGCCAUGAGCGGUGGGUGGGGACCCUAAUUAAAUAAUGGGGGAACCCAAUGUUCCCCAAAAUUUCACUGGUGCACAUGUCUAGUUAAAUUUAUAACUUUGUCCUCUGUCUUUCAUUUUACCAUCCAGCCUUAUCUCCAGCUUCUAUAUUGAUACAUUUCUAGCCUUUCUACCCCAUCCCAUAUCUCAAGCUUCAUCUCACCCCAGUCAUAUUUUCAGCUAUUCCCCUCUUUCUCAUCCAGUUCAUAUUGUGAAAUCUUUGCCCCAAUAAAUAUCUUCCAGUUCUUCCUUUAGCCAUAUUUAUAAACCUAUUAAUUCUACCAAAGUCUAUCUUUCCCCCAAUGUGUCCAAAGCGCCCAAUGUGUGCAUGCCUCUCCUCCCCUAGAUUCCUAGCCAUCAAGGCUCCUAUCCAUUUUCCUUUAGAGUAAGUGGAUGGCUGUUUACCUGGGGAAGAGAUGAAGGCAGCAUGCACUAUGGGAAGAAGGUAGGUUGGCGGAGGCAGGGUUAUACUCUGGGCAUGUUCUGCAGGGAAACAUUCUGUCAGGUACUGGCAUUCAUGUGGAUAUUACUUUGACACAUACCACCUACCUAUAGAUUGUUGCUGACCACAUACACUCAUCCAUGGCAAUCGUGUUCCCCGAUGGAAGUGGCCUCUUUUAGAAGGAUAAUGCCCCAAGCCACACUGCAAAUAUUGUUCAGGAAUGGUUUGAGGAACAUUACAGUUCAAGGUGUUGCCUUGGCAUCAAUAAUUCUCCAAAUCUAAAUCUGAUAGAGCAUUUGGGGGAUGUGUUGGAACAGCAAACCUGGUCCAUGAACUUAAAGGACGUAAAGGAUCUGCUGCUAAUGUCUUGCUGCCAGAUACCACAGGACAUGUUCAGAAGUCUUGUGGAAUCCAUGUCUAUGUUUUGGCAGCAUGACAGGGAUCUACACUAUAUUAGGCAGGUGGUUUUAAUGUUGUGGCUGAUCAGUGCAUAUAUAUGUAUUACAUUUAACAAACAUAACAGUUAUAGUUAAAUUGAUAUAUUGAUAUAAAUUGAUAUAUAUUUUCAGCUUGUCAUUCUGUAUUACAGCACAAUUUAUCUGAGAAAGCAGAAAGAUUUUUGCAAGGCAAUUUGGAGGAAUCUGUCAAAAAAUGCCAAGUUUUGCUUGAAGAGUUAAAUAAGCCUUUAGAGACGGGAAUAAGACAACGAAAGUAUUCCAAGCCUGGGGGACAUAAUAUAUUCAAAACUGAAAUGCAGAAUUUAAUUGUAUCUUACCAGCAACACCCUGGCAAGGGUAUGAAGGUAGGCACCUUGUGUAAACUGCAAUGUUAAUGUAAUAUCAUUUUUAAUUAGCAGUGAGAUUUCAUGGCUAAACCAAUACACAAACACAAAUAUAUUUUUUUGCAAUUUUAUAUAAGCGAUAAUUUAAGGUAUUCUCCAGAAGAUUCUCAUAAUCUGCCAUGGUUAUUAACAAAAAUGUAGAAAUGCUAUGCUUUCUGUUAAGAAGAGAACUUACCAUGGGCAUUCCAUCCUGGCUGACAGGCAGGAGGGGGUGCACAGAAUUCUUUCUAGUAUGGCCAGCGAACUAUGGUAGAGCCAGGGACGUAUUAGCCGCGAGGCAAAAAAAGCCUUGGGCUGCAUUUUUCAGGUGGAGGCAAAAAAAGGCGAGGGACCACUGAUUAGUGAGCUCCCUCACCAGCGCCGCCCUCCUGCCCAGCAGCCCCACUGGAACCCAGGGAAAGGGAGAACAUCCCUCCCCCCAGCAUUCCCAAAGGUAAGGAGGCUGGGGGGGUUGAAUUAAAAAAGAAAAGUGAGUGUGUUAAUGUGAGUGUGUGUGUCUGUUAGUAAGUGUGUGUGUGUCUGUUAGUGUGUGUGUGUCUGUUAGUGUGUGUGUGUCUGUUAGUGAGUGUGUCUGUCAGGGAGUGAAUCUGUGAGGGGGUGUGUUACUAUGUGUGUGUCUGUUAGUGAGAAUGUAUGCGUGUCUUUUGGUGAAUGUGUGUGUCUGCUAGUGACUGUAUGUGUCUGUUAGUGACUGUGUAUGUCUGUUAGCUAGUGUAUGCCAGUCAGUGCCUGUCAGUGCCUGUCAGUGAAUGUGUGUGUGCAUUUAGAAGGCGGGGCAUGGGGGAAGUGUGGAAUAGCGCUGGGGGGAAGGGCGUCUGAGUUUUGUCAUACCUAGGACAGCACAAAACCAGGAUACACCACUGGGUAGAGCACAGUGUACUGUGAGUGGAGGAGGUGAAGAUAUGAUACCAAACAGGACAAAAAUAUUCUCUAAUGCUGCCUGCAAGGCCAUACUUUGAAGAGUGCAAUAGACAUAAAAGUGGGGGAGUAGUUAAAGACACCGAAGGGGGAAGUAAAAUACACACAAAGAGGGGUUAGAGACACAAUAAUGAAUAAGAUGGAAAAAGGGGAAUACAAUACACAAAAAAGGAUUAGACACAAAAGGGGCAAAAAGAUGGGUAAAAAACUUAAAAGGAGCAAGAAGGGGGAUAGGAGGGAUAAAAGGGGUGAGGAACACAAAUGGGGGAAAAAGACAUAAAAGCAAAGAAAGAAACACAAAAUUAAUAACAUUGGAAAAUAAAUACAAAAAGGAACUAAUGUCCACAAAAGUGGUAAAAAGGGGUAAGAGAUACAAACGUGGGUAAAAGAGGAAAAAUGUGGAAAGAAGAGUAAGAGACACGAAGGGUUAUUGGGGUUCAGAGAUAAAGGGAGGUUAAGAGGCACACAAGUACAAGGGAGAAGAGGGGUAAAAACACACACAAAAAAAAACCUUGGAGGGAGAUUUAUCCAAAAUGCAGUUCCCAACAAACCUAGGUACAUGUCUGUUCAUGUUCUUUAUAUCUUUUAACAUGAGUGUGUUAUUUAUGGUAUAUUUAUUUUAAUAAAGUGAUUAAAAAUAGGAUAAAUAUCUUCAGUAUGUCAAUUAUCAUCCCAAAGGCCAACGAAGUGCUGAAGAAAUUCCUUGAUGAGAAGGAGAAGAUUGAAACCACUAUUUUGCAAACUGAUCAGUCUCUGACCGAAAAUGAGAAAAUGAUGGCCGGUAAGAUGGAACCAGGAAUUUUGGAAGUCCCCAUUACAGUUCAGUUCAGUUAAAGGGACACUAUAGGCAUCAAAACAACUUUAGUUUAAUUAAGCAGUUUUCAUGUAGAGAUCUUGUUCCUGCUGUCUCACUGAUCAAUUUUCUGCCAUUUAGGAGUUAAAUCACUUUUGUUUCUGUCCAUGCAACCCUAGCUACACCUCCCUGUGACCAUAAAAAUUGUUUAACCCCUUCACGAUCGUUGACGGUUCAGGACUGUCAUCGGAAAAAUCCCCUUGAGGACCGGUGACGAUUCUGAACCGUCAUAAUGGAAAUAUUUGCUCACCAGGAAGUCCCCCUGCUGGUGAAAAAAGUAUUAAAAAGUUAUAAUAAAGCAAUCAUAGAUAUUAUAUAUAUAUAUAUAUAUAUAUAUAUAUAUAAAUAAAACAAGGGGGGUUGGCUGCACUCACCUGAACAUGCAUAAAUGGGGGUGCUGCUGGGGGCCAAAUAACAACAAUACACAAGAUCCAGCGCACUCACCUAUCCACUAAACAGCAACUUCAAUGUUGAAAGAUUUUAUUAGUUUUUUUUUAAAAACACCUAAUCUAGGCAAAAAUAAUGGGUGUUUAGUUACAUUAUAUGAUUAUACAUUGCAUAAGCCUGCCACAACAUCAAUGUACCCCAUCUUUGGCAGGUCUUAUAUACAUAAUGUCAAACUAAGUGUAUUUUUAUAUUUAUAUAUAUAUAAAUAUUAAUAUACAAAUACACUUAUAAUUAAAUUACACACACACACAUAUAUAUAUAUAUAAAUAUAUAUAUAUAUAUAUAUAUUAUACAAUAUAAAUAAUAAGUAAAUAAAAAUAAAUUUUUUUAAAAAUAAUUAAUAAAAAAAAUAUAUUUAUAUAUAUGUAAUUUUAUUCUAACUGUAUUUUGAUAUUAAUAUUAAAAUACACUUAGAAUGAAAUUAUAUAUAUAUAUAUAUAUAUAUAUAUAUAUAUACAUACAUAUCUAUGUAUAUAUAAAUAAAUAAAAUAAUACAAUAUAUAUAUCUAUAUACAAAAUUGCAUAAAUAAUGUCAUAAAUAUACACGUAGACUUCAAAUAUAUAAAUAUGUAUAUAUAUUUAAAUUCUAUGUGCAUAUUUUUGUAAUAAUAUUACAUAAUUAAGUCAUUUUAUUGUUUGCAAUUUGAAGGACCUGCCUGACAACCCAGGCCAAAAGUCCAGAGAAUUGAAUUUGCUUGCACUGUAUUUAACCCUGUAACAUAACAUGACAACCUAACACCUGUACAUUGGGGGUACUGUUUUACUCGGGAGACUUCACUGAACACAAAUAUUAGUGUUUCAAAACAGUAAAGCAUAUCACAGUGAUGACAUUGUCAGUGAAAGUGCCUUUUUUUGUAUUUUUCACACAAACAGCACUUUCACUGAUAUCAUUGUUGUGAUACGUUUUACUGGUUUGAAACACAAAUAUUUGUGUUCAGCGAAGUCUCCCGAGUAUAACCGUACACCCCAUUUACAGGUUUUUUAGUGUUUUUGAAAGUUACUGGGUCAAAUAUAAGACUUGAUUUCCUUUUUCUUUUACAUUGAAAUUUGCCUGGUUGGUUAAGUUGCUUUUGAGAGCAUAUGGUAGCCCAGGAGUGAGAAUUACGCCCAUGAUGGCAUACCAUUUGCAAAAGAAGACAAUCCAAGGUAUAGCAAAUGGGGUAUGUCCAGUCUUUUUUAGUAGCCGCUUAGUCACAAACACUGACCAAAGUUAGCGUUCAUAAUUGUGUUUUGUAUUUUUAACGCACAAAUAAAUAUAAAUGCUAACUUUGGCCAGUGUUUGUGACUAAGUGGCUACUAAAAAGACUGGACAUACCCCAUAUUGAAUACCCUGGGUUGUCUACUUCAAAAACAUAUGUACAUAUGGGGUAUGAUUCAGAUAUUUAUGUCAGAUAACAGUGUUACAAUGUCACUAAUGAUACAUUUUAAAAAUAUAUAUUUUGAAACCCCAAUAUCCUACUUGUAGCUAUAGCCCUAUAACUUGCAAAAAAGCAUGUAAACACUGGGUGUUUUUAAAUUCAGGACAACAUUUUGAAUCUACUUAACAGUUUUUUUUUCAUUAGCUUUUGUAGAUAAGUAAAAUAGUUUUCAAGUAAAAGUAAAAAAACAUUUUUUUAAAUGUUUCACCAUAUUUUAUUAUUUUUUUUAAAGUAAAUUAUAUGACAUGAUACAAAUAAUGGUAUGUAAAGAAAGCCCUUCUUGUCUUGAAAUAAACAAUAUAUAAUUUGUUUGGGAACAGUAAAUGAGAGAGAAGACAAUUACAGCUAAACACAAACACCACAAAAGUGUUAAAACAGCCCUGGUCCUUAACGAACAACAUGGCCAAAACAGUCUGCUUCUUAAGGAUUUCAUUUUCAAUCACAUGUUAACUUCCUUUCAAAGUUUUUAUCUCCUGCUCUGUAACUUGAACUUUCAUCACACAUAGCAGGCUUCUGUGGAGUUUAGAGGGCAAUUCAAAUAGCAGGAGAUAAGAGAUUCUAAAUUAAAACAAACGUGCACUAAAAGAAGUUUAAGCAUUAGAGCAGGACGUAUUUAGAAUAGCAUGCUCAGAGAUGUGACUAGGGCUGCAGAAACAAAGUGCUUUAAAUCCUUAAUGGUAGAGAAUUGAAUGGUGAGAUUACAGAGGCAUGAUCUAUACACCAAAGUAUAUAUUAUUUAUAUAUUAUUAUGUGAUUUCUAUGAACUAUAUAUUGGGAGAUAUGCCUGAUAACCCAGGCAAACACAUCAGGGGUUGUGAGUGAAGAGGAUACUACAGGUUGCUAGCGUGCCAGGAAUACAUAGUUACAUAGGCUGAAAAGAGAUAUAUAUCCAUCAAGCUCAGCCUCUCUCACAUUUGAUUUUUGCUGUUGAUUCAAAAGAAGGCAAACAAAGCAGUCUGAAGCACUUCCAAUUGUGCAGCAAACUAGGAACAAAUUCAUUUUUAACCCCAGAUUAAGAAGCUAUUAUCCCACUAAAUAAAAAUGUCUCUGUCUAUUAUGUUUUUACAAGUAUUUAUCCAAUUGCUGUUUAAACAUCUGUAUAGACUCUGAUAAAACCACCAGAGAAUCCCAUAUCCUUAUUGUUCUUACUGUAAAAAAUAAUUUCCUUUGCUUUAGACUAAAUCUCCUUUCUUACAGUCAAAAUGCGUGAUCUCUUGUACUAUGUAUAGUCAUAUUUAUGAAUAGAUUUCUGGUCAAUGGUUUGUAUUGGCCCUAAAUAUAUUGUUAUAAUGAUAUCAUAUGCCCUCUAAGGUGCUGUUUUUCCAAACUCAAGAGAUUUACAUUUUUUAACCUCUUUUCAUAACUAAAAUGCUCCAUUCCUUUUAUCAAUUUUGUAGGCAGCCACUGCACUUUUUCUAGUGCCAUAAUAUCCUUCUUUAGAACAGGUGUCCAAAAUUACACAGCAUAUUCAAGGUGUGGUCUUACCAGUGAUUUAUAAAGAAGCAAAAUUAUAUUUUCAUCCCAAGAAUUAAUGCCCCUAUUUCUACAUGACAAUACCUUACUGUUGAUUAACAUUGCAUAUUGUUGCCUAGUUUAUUGUCUAUAACAAUUCCCAAAUCCUUCACAUUUUGUUGUUAUCCCUAAUUUACUACCAUUUAGGGUGUAAAUUGGCUGUGCAUUCUUUACCCCAUAUUUUUCCAGACUACAUUCCAUCUGCCAUUUGAGUGCCGCCCCCAAUCUAUUUAAAUCCCUCAGCAGCAAAGCAAUAUCCUGCUCACAUUGUAUUACUUUACAGAGUUUUGUUUCAUCUGCAAACACUGAAACAUGGCUUUUAAUGAUCAAGAUCAUUUAUAAAUAUGUAAAAUAGAGGCAACCCCAGAACAGAACCCUGAGGGACACCACUUACCACUUUUAUCCAGCUUGAAAAUUUACCAUUAAUGACAACUCAUUGUACUCUAUCCUUAAGCCAAUGUUCUACCCAAGAACAAUAAUUUACGUCUAGACCAAUUUCUUUUAGUUUGAAAACAAUUUUGUAUUCUUAGCCUAUAGCUUCUCUUUAAGCAAAGUCAUUUGGGUGAUUUUUGACAUGUUAGUCAUGUCCUGAUCACAUCUUUUUCACGUUUGACUUUAUUUGUCCUUAUAUCAGUUGUUUGUUUUGUUUGCCCUAUUGCACUAGACAGCAGAAUAAAAGUGGAUUCUUAAAAAUGUAUAAUAAUAAUAAUCUUAUGAUGAGCAAAACACCUAUAAAGAAUAAUAUAUAUAUAUAUAUAUGUAAAAACAAUUCACAGCACAAAAAGCUCAGUCAGAAGCUAUAGAAAGAGAAAAAAAGAUUGUGGAAGAGAAAAACUGGAGACUGCAAGAGACCAUGGAGGCUGAGAAAAGGAGCCAGGAACUACAGUUGGCAAUGAUACAAGAGAAGAAUGAGCAGGAUAGAAAUACGCUGAUAGAGGAGAAUAAAUGGCUCAUCGAAGAGAAGAUGAAGGUAAAGUAAUAAAGAGACUAACGCAGUAACCCAAAACCAGACCCGACUGGGUGAUAUAUUUAUUGAGCCCAGAAAUAAAUGGUACCUUUGCUUGUAUUUUCAUUUAGUGCUGAUGCUAUGUAGAGCUCUUCUAGAUGGACCUUAGAAUUCGUAGACAAAAAUUAAAUCUCCCAAACGAAAGGACACUAACUUUUAAAAAAUAUUUAUUUUGGGGUCAUUGAGUGAAAGUACAGGCAGAAAAUAUUAUUGGAAUAUUGUUAGUGCAAUUAACCUAAUCCCUCCCAAACCCCAUGUAAGCAUGUCUACCCAGGCAAACUUUCAUUUAUCAUUACAAAGCCUCAUUUACUUUUCACUUUGCUCCAGUGUCAGUCUUCAUCUGGCAGAGGUACAAGUUUCUUAGCAAAGGAUGUGAAUGCAAGAUUUACCUAUUUCUUCCCACUUUAGAAAAAAGGCUUUUUGUUGGUCAAAAUACAGAAUGCAAACUUGCGUCCAUUGAUCCAGCCAAUGGGGCUAAAUGGUGUAUUUCCAGGUUUUCAUACUAGUGUGUAAGUACAGUUUAGUCAUAUUUGUAUACAGGAAAAGGACAACAUGAUGAAAGAAGGGAUGAAGAAACAAUGUGAAAUGCUGGAAUAUGAGAUUCAACAGCUGAAGAGGCAACAGGAAGAAGCCAAGGGAUCUUUCCUGGGUAAUGUGAUAUCUGGAAUUUUACCAGGGGUGUUUUCACGUUUUGUGAAGAAAAUAUUUUAAUACCAAGCAUGUAUAACAUCCUGUAGGAUUUGAAAUAAUAUUCAGCAAGUAAUAUUUUUGUUUUACUGAAUACUUUGUAGUUUAAAGUUUCUGUGUCACAAAUAUAACAUUAUAUCAGAUUCUGUUACUGAAGAUUAUCAUGUUAAAAUGUGAAAAUAGCACAAUAAAAAAUGUAUUAUGUAACAAUUUGUUUUAUUAUUGUAUUCUAUUUAUUGCAGUAUUAGUAGUCAACGUUUAAUAUACAAUUAUGAAAGAGAGUGAAGAACAAUAUGCUGGUUUGGCUUCAUAUUGGGGAAUGUGUUUGUAGUUUACUCCAGGCUACAGGUAGCCACUCGUGUCCUAUAUUUUGGGGGUAUAUAAUCACAUACCUCCCACCUCUAGCAUCCUGAGAAUCAUAUCAUUAGCUCUGUCGUAAAGGGGCCAGCAAGGGGCGCGUCCACCCAGGUUCAUGGCAGGUCAGCCCGGGGUGAAUGCACACCAGACUGUUUAUCCACAAUUUAAUCUAGCCCACUGAGGGCAGACCUGCACCAAACAAUAUUUCAGUGCCCCCUGCAGGGUCCUAGUGCUCUGAACAUAGCGCAUGCGCGUCUCAUGAUGCACUUGUGCUAUGAUUGUUCGGGGCAGUAUCCUAAUUUUCUCAACAGCAGGACACCAGGGAACUAAGGUGGAACAGAACCCGGAAAUUUGGACGGCCCUGACAAAAUCGGGACAGUUUAGGCGCAUGUAAUCUGCAUGCCAACUUCAAACAGUGUGCAUGGCGUGUUUGUUUGUGUACUUGUUCAUACCUUAGGAUGUGAUCCUGUCGCACUUAUGUAGAUAAAAUAUCCACAGAUCUCUUUAUCACUAACUGUGUGACUUCCUGGAUCAGCCGGUAAAUUCCAUGAAAACAUUGGGAGACUAUACGACACAUUAGUGCACGAUGGAAGCUUCUACAAAUGGCAUGGCAGAGUAACUCUAAUACACACACUGUGGAAAACAUGACUGAUUUAUCAAUUAUUGUACCCAAUGCAACUGGCCCUUCUCAUUUGAUAUUCAUGCAUACUAUACAUAUAUUUAAUAUACGUAAGAUAUUAUAUUCCUGUUUUUCAAUAGUGUGACACAAAUAAAAUAAUUAUAAAACUUGUGUAUGUUGCCCACGGGAAUAAAAUACAUUUAGAAUAUGUUUGAUUCAAUUUAUCUGAAUUGUUUGCAAUGACCUGUUAGAAUCCCUAUAUCAACACCAACACAAAUAUAGUGUCUUAGCAGACUUUCUGUGACUCUACCAUGACACUAUGACACUUUCAAAUAUGAAUACCAUGACACUUAAUAAGGAAAAUUGUUUGCUACUUACCAUAUUUUUUUUCCUUGAUAUUUUUUUUUCCUUUUAACCGUGGCAACAUUAACCUUUGGGUUAGCUGCUCCCCUGACUCAUCUUCACCUUUCUCAUUUAAAAAACAAACAAAACAAAAACAGUAAUCUACAGGUAACUAAUUUGAACCUGUAUCUUUGCUAAUGUAUUCACAAAGUGUACUGUACUUAGGAGACGUAGAUGAGUAAAGUUUUUAAAGAAAUUUUAAUACAAUAGCACACAUGAGGUUUACAAAAUAUGGUGCAUAAAUACAAUGUGUAUGUAAACAAUAUAAAAAAUAUACCAUGGGGGCGGGGCCUGAUCGUCAUGGUGGAAAGACAUAUCCUAAACAAGCUCCUCCACUAUUCUGAGAAAAAAAGGCAUUAUCUAGGCUCUUACUGCUCAUGUUAAGAUAAAAACUCCUGCAUUAUCAGAUCCUCACCUAAGGGAACUCACCUUGCAAUAGGGAACUCAACAUGCAACCAGAGCCUAAUUGCUCCACAUUCAGGCUCUGCCCUGUAAUCAGACUCAAAGCACUCUGAUUAAGCCAUGCAAUCAGAGUGCUCUGACAGGUAAAUGAAGAGACUGACAGGUAAGUCUCAACAUUUACCUGUUACAGCACUCUGGUUAGCUGGAAAUCCACCAAUCAGAGUGCUCUGUAUCCUUUUACACAGCGUGGGAAAGGUCUUUGGAAUUUUCCCAUGCUGUGUAAUUUGACUCAUAACAACACUCUGAUUGGUGUAUGUUUGGGUUGGAGUUCGGUGUUCGGCAAUCUAAUGGCGCGUUUUGAAAGGCUGCAGGGCAGCCAAUCAACAAGCGUUUGAAUCGUGUGCAGCAUGGGACCCAGCCUCUAUAUAUAAGCUGGAGUCGCAUAGCGCCGCAUGCACAUGAGGUCUAAUUAGUGUAGGGAGAGGAUGCUGCCGCUGUGAGGGACAGCUUAGGAAAGAAUUCUACAAACUAGUACAUUAGUAGGGUGCACUUCAUAUCUGAGAGUCAAACAGAAGCAUCAAAUACUGCGCUUACUGCGCAGUUGUAAACAUUAUAAUUGUUUUGGUGCUAAACUGCUAAAUAGUACAUUUUGGGGCCUGCUCUUCAUAUCUGAGAGUCAAAUAGAAGUGUCUAAUAGUGAGCUUACAGGGCAGUUGUAAACAUUCUUUGUGCUAAACUGCUAAAUAGUACAUUUUGGGGGUGGCAGGAGUGUACCUAGAGCAUCCCCCCCCCCCCAACUUUAAAUAUAAAAACAACCAAUUUGUAUUUAAAUGUAUUUAGCACUACGCAGUGUUUGUGUGUUUGAAUGUAUGCAUGUUUUUGUAUGGAGUAUAUGUGAGUGAAUGUAGCAGUGUGUUUGUAUGUAGUGUUGGCUUUGAAUGCAAGCAUGCAUUUGUGUGUUGUGUGGUAUUUGAAUGCAGUGGUAUGGUUAUAUAUAAUGGUGGGGUCUGUAUGUAGUGUUGACGUUGAAAUGCAUGAGUGUAUUUGUGUGUAGUAUUGGCGAGCUUUUUAGAUGUCUGCACAUAUACACGUACACACAUGCAGAUACAUAUACACACAAACACUGUCACACAUAGAUACACAUUGACACACAUACAGACAUCGUGGCGACUCUAGGAACAAUAUAUAUGGGGGGGCACAUAAGAUAGCACAGUCAAAACAGGAAGGGGAGGGGGAGCAGUAAAACUUCUCACUAGGGGAUGAGGUAAAAUGCCGCCCAGUGGUGUAUCCUGGUUUUGUGCUGCCCUUGGCAGGACAAAACUCAGGCGCCCCUCUCUCCCCCCCACCGCGCCACUUCCACCCAACCCUCCCCUCCGCCCCGCCUUCUAAAUACACACACGCACAAAUUCACUGACAGAUACGCAUACACUAGCUAACAGAAACACACACACACUAACAGACACACUCACUAACAGACACACACAGACACACACUCACUAACAGACACUCACAGGCAAACACACUCACACUAACAGACACACUCACUCACUAACAGAUACACUCACACUCACUAACAGACACACACACUAACCGUCACUCACUCACUAACAGACACACACACACUAACAGGCACACACACUAACAGACACACACACUCACUAACAGACACACUCACACUAACAGACACACACACACACUAACAGACACACUCACACUCACGAACAGACACACACACACUAACAGACACAGACACACUAACACACACUAACAGACACACACACACAGUCAGACACACACACACACACACACUAACAGACACACUCGCUCACUAACAGACAUGCUCACACUCACUAACAGACACACACACUAACAUACACACACUAACAGACACACACUCACUCACUAACAUAUACACUCACUAACAGACACACACACACUAACAGACACACACUAACAGGCACACGCACUAACAGACACACACUAACAGACAUACACACACUAACAGACACACACACUAACAGACACACUCACUAACAGACACACUCUCACUAACAGACACACACACACUAACAGACACACACACACAAUAACAGACGCACUCACACUCACUAACAGACACACACACUAACAGACACACAUACACUAACAUACACAUUCACACUCACUAAUAGAUACACACACACUAACAGACACACACACAAUAACAGACACACACACACUAACAGACACACAUUGAAACACACACACUAACAGACAUACGCAAAACGCAGGCGCCCCUCUAUCCCCCUCCGCGCCACUCCCACCCAACCCUUCCCCCCGCCCCGCCUUUUAAAUACACACACACACACACAUUCACUGACAGAUACGCAUACACUAGCUAACAGAAACACACACACACUAACAGACACACUCACUAACAGACACACACAGACACACACUCACUAACAGACACAGACACUCACAGGCAAACACACUCACACUAACAGACACACACACACACAGUUAGACACACACACACUAACAGACACACUCACACUAACAGGCACACACACUAACAGACACACACACUCACUAACAGACACACUCACACUAACAGACACACACACACACACACACUAACAGACACACUCACACUCACGAACAGACACACACACACACACACACACUAACAGACACACACACAGUCAGACACACACACACACACACACACUAACAGACACACUUUCGCUCACUUAACAGACAUGCUCACACUCACUAACAGACACACACACUAACAUACACACACUAACAGACACACACUCACUAACAGACACACACUCACUAACAGACACUCACACUAACAGACACACACACACACAACAGACACACUCACUCACGAACAGACACACACACACACACACAGUCAGAUACACACACACACACACAUAACAGACACACACAAGCUCACUUAACAGACAUGCUCACACUCACUAACAGACACACACACUAACAUACACACACACUAACAGACACACACUCACUCAUUAACAGAUACACUCACUAACAGACAGACACACACUAACAGACACACACACUAACAGACACACGCACUAACAGACACACACUAACAGACACAUACUAACAAACACACACUAACAGACAUACACACACUAACAGACACACACACCAACAGACACACUCACUAACAGACACACUCUCACUAACAGACACACACACACACUAACAGACGCACUCACACUCACUAACAGACACACACACUAACACACACACACUAACAUACACAUUCACACUCACUAAUAGAUACACACACACUAACAGACACACACACACACAAUAACAGACACACACACACUAACAGACACACACUGAAACACACACACACACUAACAGACACUAACAGACAUACACACACACUCACUCACUCACAUUAACACAAUUUUUUGUUUUUUAUUUAACCCCCCCAGCCUCUUUACCUUUGGGAAUGCUGGGGGUGGUUCCCUCUGUCCCUUGGGGUCCAGUGGCUGUGAUGUCAUAUUCCGGCUCCCAGCCUCACUCUGCGGCGCGCGAGGGAGCUGAGCAGACAGCUCAGAGGAAGUGCUCCCUCGCCAGUGCCGCCCGCCCGCCCGACCGUCAUGUCAAUUAGCUGUAUGUGAUUAAAGUUCACUUUAAAGAGCAGGGGGUAAAAAAGACAUCUUGUAAAGCAAGUUAAAGGAACAAUUUAGUAUUAAGAAUAUAAAGAUGUAUUCCUAACACUAAUGUGUUUCUCUGCCACCAGGGUUUUCAUUGAUGCUGGAUGUCCUCAAGCAGAGUCUAAGGAUGUCCAGUAUUGUUUCAUGGAAUCAAACUCUUUGAAACUUCAGGAGGUGCCCCUAGUAGACAGCCACUUGAGGCAAUUUUAGUACUGCAAUGUAAGCAUUGCAGUUUCUCUAAAACUAAUGUUUUACAUUGCACCCAGAACACUUCAAACCGAUAAGUGCCUAUAGUGUCCCUUUAAUAUCUGAUUGCAUACGAAACCAUUUUUCAUGCAGGAUGUUUCAGUCACAGCCAGGGGAGUUGUGCUAGGGUUGCAUAUACAGUAGCAAAAGUGAUUUAACUCCUAAAUGGCAAAGAAGUGAUCAAUGAGACUGCAGGGUCAUGAUCUAUACAUAAAAACUGAUUUAUUAAGCUAAUGUGGUUUUUUUUUUGUGUGACUAUAGUGUCAUUUUAAAGUUGUACUAUAUGUUUUUAAGUAAGAAUAGAAACAUUUAAUUAUUCAUUUUUAUUAGAAUGUGCCCCAUGUAGGAAUGCUAAGUAAUAUGAUAUAUUUAUAGAUCUUCACUAAUUAUUUUAAAAAAUGACUUUUAAGAGAAACUACUAUAAAAGAAGCUAUCUUUCUAUAUGAAACAAAGAACCAGCUAUAUAUUACCACAAGUCGAGACUUUAUUACGUUAAAGCUUAAAUCACCGUACUUUCCAAUACAAAGCAGAGAGACCUUCAACUAUACGCCAAGAUCUUAACAAAUUGGUAUAUGAGUAUAAGUGUCAUAGUUUAAUAUUAGUGCAUUUUCAUAGACUAAAUAAAUCUUGAAAUAUUAUUUUACAUCAGUUAUUUCACCAACAUGACAUUAUUUUAUAUAAGACGUGUCAGCGCUUAGUGGAUCUGUCCCGAAUGUGAUAUUCUCUGGGAUACGACAGUCAUAGAUUAUAGAGUCCGAGAUCCAAUAUAAGUAUCGAGGAUCCAAUGCUGCAUUAACUGUGUCCACUUCUGUAUCAGUUCCCGGUUUUACCUUAAAGGACCACUCUAGGCACCCAGACCACUUCAGCUUAAUGAAGUGGUCUGGGUGCCAGGUCCUUCUAGGGUUAACCCAUUUUUUUUAUAAACAUAGCAGUUUCAGAGAAACUGCUAUGUUUAUGAAUGGGUUAAGCCUUCCCCUAAUCCUCUAGUGGCUGUCUCAUUGACAGCCACUAGAGGCGCUUGCGUGCUUCUCACUGUGAUUUUCACAGUGAGAGCACGCCAGCGUCCAUAGGAAAGCAUUAUGAAUGCUUUCCUAUGUGCGACGAGCUGAAUGCGGCGCAGCUCCCGUAGCGCUGGAAAAAGGUAAGUUUUUACCCCUUUUCCCCUUUCCAGAGCCGGGCGGGAGGGGGACCCUGAGGGUGGGGGCACCCUCAGGGCACUAUAGUGCCAGGAAAACGAGUAUGUUUUCCUGGCACUAUAGUGGUCCUUUAAAAAUUACAAGGAAACAGCAACAUAGUGUAACACUGUAAAAUGUAUGGAAACCCUCUUUCAUCCACCCAAAUAGGUACUCUUACUAUAUAUAGUUGUGGUACUGGUUUCCAAGUCUCACUAAAAUAGCACAGGGUACAUUCAAGCCAGUGGUACAGUCAAGAUGUUACCAGUUCUGUCGAAUGGAGGUGCAGACUGCUCAGUGCAUUCGAGCCGACUUUCAGCACUACUAAUCUGGAAGAACGCUGACUUUCCUUCCCGCUUGGAGAUGACCCUCGUGGAUAAAAACAAGAUAGUAAAAAACUUGUUCGGCACUAUCUACGCGUUUCGCCCAUCUGCUGUGGGCUUUCUCAAAAUAGGUGCCACGGACAAUUUUCAGUGUCUUUAUACCCUGCUCUCGAGAUGGAAGCACAGGAUUUCUUAAAGGUACAGACUAAAAUACACAUACAACUUUCAGAAGGCUGAAAUGUCUUUUCAGAUCACAUUUUCUAGCACAUUAAAACGAUACAUUUUUGUGUUAAUAAAACAAUUCUUAAAAGGUUCUCAUUAUUAGAUUACAUUCCUUGAGACAUAAAAUUGAAAACUGAAUUUGUGAUUUGAUGGAUAAAAGGCUUUAGGGAUGCAUAUAGUUUUUCAUUUGGCUGAAAAAAGAAGUAUGUAUAUCUUGCAGUACGUGGUAGGUGUUACCAAUAACUCAUCAUAGAAAAUAGAGUUAUAUAAUAGUUAUCACCCCAAUCUAAACCGUUUUUUUUGCCAAUAUCAAAUUGUUGAGACCAUGGAGGGUUAUAGUGGAAAGAGGUGUGUGACAAAAAUAGAGGGAGCGUAUCAAAUAAACGGCAAAUCAAAGUGUGUCAAAUGAAACAGCCUUGCACUCUAUCCUAAAUUAUGCUGAAGGAGAACCUAAGGUUCUUAGAAAUUACUUAGGAUAUUUUGGUCACAAAACGUAUUCUUAUCUACAUCAAAAAUUUCUGAUAGAAUUGAAGAAUUGGGGGGGGUAAUUUUCACUGACAAUGUGCAAGAUCAUGAGAGUUUAUAGACAAAACAUAUAAUAUAGUAAAUAUUGACUGAAACUACUUUUUUUAGUGUAAUUUUUUUAAUUGAAUUAUGUAUCAUAAAACAUUUAACAUAAAUAGACAUACAACAAAAAAUAAUGAUGAUUCAUUCUGGAAUCAAGCAUCACAAUAAUCAUACCAUAAACACAGAUGGAUACCACAUUACACUUAUAACCAUUAUGCAUAUUGUUGUUAUAGUCGCAUUCGUAUCUAUACAAUAAUACAAGUUACUUGUAUAAAAUAACCAUAAUACUAAGGACUUAUAGAUUUACAUUUUCCUUAUUUCCUGUUUUUAAAUCCCUUUUUUUUUUGUUUCUUAUAAGUCCUCUGUGUAACUGUAUUGACUAUCUUAUUACCCAUGCAUUAUUGUAUUUUCUGUGAUUAUGUCCCAUCCAUACAGGCAAGUACAUAUAUUAAAACUUAGUUUGGGUUAAUUCUUAUGACCUUAAAUAUAUAAUUUUUCCUUUUAACUCUAUCUUACUUCCCCAUUUUCUUUUUUUUUUCUUUCCCCUUUCCCACUCGUCCCUUCACGCAUUCACCUUUUUUAUCCCUCCAUAAGAUUAAUAUCUGUUAUCAGGGUAUUAUAAACCUCUCUUGUUAUAUUGUUUUUAUGGACAUUGUACCAGAUUACUCCCUUUUCCAUCUCCAUUUGGUUUUGAAUUUGGCCCUUUAGUUGGUAUAUAUUGGGGACUGAAACUUCUUCUAUAUGUAAAAUGACAGGUUCUCCGUAUGAGAAGGUAGACACUUUCCAGUCCUCUGUCAUGGGUCAAAAGUUUGAUAUAAAUGAUUGCCUUGCACGUAACUCUAAACAGGUUAUUUAUCUGUUGAGCUGUCCAUGUGCUCUUAAGUAUGUGGGCUAGACUAAACAAAUGCUGAAGAAUAGAUUGCGAGAACAUACCUAUCAGGAGACAAUUCGAAAAACAAUCACUAUCAUACCAUUUUAAAACUUAUCACAAUAGUAAUACCGGUGUACUAACAUAUUGUGGCAUCCAAAAAAUAAAUAUACCAUGGAGAGGAGGAGAAUUGGCAAAGAAAUUGACGUAUCAAGAAAUGCACUGGAUUUUUUUAUCUUAAGACAUUAGCACCUCCAGACCUUAAUGCUGAACUAGAGUUAGCCAAUAUCUUAUGAGUUUAUAAAUGUAUUGUGGAAUAAUGUUCACAACAGAAACUUAUUUAUAAUUAUAUUUUAGAAUGAUUUUUCUUUUCUUUUUGAUCUUCCUAUCCGUAGUUUUGGCAUAUGCUAACCCACUUUUCUCAAAGAUCCACCCAUGGAGUGAGACCGAUAAGGCUACAGUAUAAUUCUAUAUAAAUCCCCCUCCCGUUUCUGACUCUCUUAGGGAUUUUCUAGACCUCUUGAGACUUUUUAGAUCUCUAAAGGUUUCUAAUAGGGCUUUUUUUUACAUUCAGUACAGGAGCUCCACGUAUAUAUUCUGCACUGCUUUCUAAUUUAACCAGGUAGAAAGGAGAAAAAGAAUGGUUUUGCUGUUCGUAUGUUUUCUUAAGAAUUGUAUAUUAUGUUUUUUAAGGAAUUCUAAAUGUAAAUGUAAAAGUUGUAGUUUCCGUCAAUAUUCACCAUAUUAUUUGUUUUGUCUAUAAAAUCACAUGCCCUUGCACACCAGGAGUGAAAAUUACCCCCCUAAUUCUUCAAUUCUAUCAGAAAUUUUCAACGUAAAAAAACAACAAAGUUAUGGUGGGGAAACGAUUGUGAUUGAAAACCCCUUCCACCUGAAGUCUGUGGAUAGUUAAUACAAUGUUAAACAAAAAUCUGCACAACAGUCUAGCCAUAAGAGUUGCUUUUCCCACAGAAAUAAAACAUUAGCAGUGAUGCUACUACCACAAAGGAUUCUGGGUGGGCAUAUGCAAAUUCAAAUCAUUCCAUUUUAAAUAUGGAUUUGAGUCUGUGUUUGCUGGAUUCAACAGCUUUGAAACACAACUUGGGAAAAGAUGCAAAGCCAGUGAACCACUCAUGGACAGCUGUUUCAUUGUUAAUGCAAAUCAUCAGCAUGAGGUUGGUUACUGGUUUGCUAUUGAGGUUUGGCAGUACUUGCGAAGCAAAAAACAAAAAAGUUAAGUUCACUGGCUUUGAAUCUUUUCCUCAGUUGUGUUUCAAAGCUGUUGUAUACAGCAAACACUGACUCAAAGGAAUCCAUGUUUAAAAUGGAAUGAGGCAAAAAAGUGAUUCUUUGUUGAACUAAUUUGCAUAUGCCCACCCAGAAUCCUUUUCGGUAGUAGCAUCACUGCAGAUUUGUGAUUUCUGUAGAAAAAGCAAGUCUUAUGGCUUGACUGGUGUGAAGAUUUUUGUUUAACAUUGUAUUGACUAUCCACUGAAAUUUUCAAUGUAGAUAAGAAUAAUUUUUGUGACCAAAAUAUACAAAGUAAUCUCUAAGAACCUUAGGUUCUUCUUCAGCAUAAUUUAGGGUAGAGUGGAAAGCUGUUUCAUUUGACACGCUUUGAUUUGCCGUUUAUUUGAUACGCUCCCUCUAUUCUUGUCAUACACCUCCAUGUACCUCCACAGUCUCAACAAUUUGAUACUGGCAAAAAAAGGUUUAGACUGGGGUGAUAACUCUUAUAUAACUCUAUGUUCAUGAUGAGUUAUAGGAAACAUCCACCAUGAACUGAAAGAUAGUACAUUAUAGAUAGACUGUAUAGUACAUUACAAGGACACUAUAGGCACCCAGACCACUUCACCUCAUUGAAGUGGUUUGGGUGCACCGUCCCAGCAUCUAUAAACCUGCAAAGCUAAAUAUUGCAGUUUUUUAUAAACUGCAAUAGUUAGCAUUGUGGGAUAACUCCACCUCUAGUGGCUGUCUACUAGAAAACCACUAGAGUGACAUCCGGCUGUUAUUUAUUUAUGGAUGCAGUGCAAUACUACUCGAUGUGUUUAGUUUCUCCAAUCAGAUGACUCUAACAGUGUCCACCACAAUUGAUAAUUGUUAUAUUUAUAUAUCACCAAAACUGACCUUAAUUACAUGACAACAGUAGUGUGUACAGGAAUUACACAUUUCCUGCCUUCCAUACAGAGACAUAAAAGUCUGGGAAAUGUCAACAGUAAAAUAAUAUUUACCUUUCCGUAGCAAUGGGAAUGCAGGCCUCAUAACAGUAAGGGAAUAGUCCAUAUUUUGGGGUCUAUUUUGGGGUCUGUCCCUAUUUUGUUCCUUGGUCUCCCAUAUCCAGGAAACUGAUCCCUGCCAUAACGUUUGAAUAAAUUGUGAAUACCCUUGCUGUGGCGACUCUAGGAAAAAUAAAUGGGGGGUGGGGGCGCACAUAAGAUACUAUAGUCAAAACUGGGGACACUAAUACUUUCCACUAGGGGUGGGCUAAAAUUUGCACAGAAUUUACAUUAGCCUCAUAGAAUUCUUGGUUUAUGACACCUCUUAAUUUUCAACUAUUUAGCAGUUAACUUCCCUAAUUCCUGUCUUUAUGUAAGAUAGCCAUAUUUAAGGACACCAAAAAAAGGGAGCUAUCUGUUAAACAUAUAUGACGUUAUAUCACACUUCAAGGCGUGCAAGAGAGCUGUACAGGAAGAGCACAGUAAGUAAAGAGCUGCCUUACCUCAUGUACUUCCCUUUAGUCCAGAAAUGCUUAUAUUUUUCAAAGUGGGUACUUGCCUACACUGUGAAAGGGUAGCUGCUGGUGGGAGCCCACUGAGCACUGGGCCACUACGUGGGGGGCACAAGUGAGGGGGGCCAAUGAACAAUCACCCCACCUGCAAUGACACCAUAGUUCCCUUCUAAUAUUGGCUUGUAGUUAUGAAUAAAAAAAAAUUCUAUUGACAUGAGAUGUAUUUGCAAUCAAGAGAAAUAAAUGAAUAAAUUUUGAUGUUUGUUUUUUUCUUUCGGCAACAUGAGUUUUAAGCAAAUUAUUCUAUGCAAGAAUGUCAAAACGUACCCCUGUUUGGCUAUGUACUUACAAAGGUUUGGUUUGUAUUUGCACAUGUGGCAUAUGUAUUAAAUAACAUAUUAUACAACUUGCAUGCAUACGUUAUUGAGUUUAUGGAAAACUUACUCUCUGCACUACUUGGAGAGUGUUUAUCAACUAUGCUUUUUUGGACUUUAAUGUUGGAUUUUAACUCGCUACAACUCACAUUUUGGUAAAUAAGCCCCAGCUAAAAAAAAGGUAAUGUUAAAAAAAGCUUAGACUCACUCACUGUGGCUUAGACAGAAUUGAAUUGAAUGGAAUUGAAUAGUCCAGACUAUAAUGUCAAGCAAGAAAAUAAAUAAAUACAAUUGGUGCUUUAUAAUAUAAAAUAUAUAAAUAUAUAAUAUCAAAUAUAAAAACGUCUCAUUUUAUUUCUCCAGCAAAGACAUCCAUGUAUAGUCUGACUGUUCCACUGCAAACAAACUUGUGGGGACAUGUCCUUCAUUGUGAAGUUGGAGAGCAUCAGGUGUUCGAGGGAUGGUUCACACACAAAGAUCUGUGA